Messenger RNA from Hypanus sabinus (Atlantic stingray), 2551 nucleotides. RefSeq names its product oocyte zinc finger protein XlCOF6-like. The transcript is spliced from 2 exons. The coding region runs from base 1 to 1053 and encodes 350 amino acids. The record is from RefSeq and is a predicted model, not a curated record. Lineage: Eukaryota; Metazoa; Chordata; Chondrichthyes; Myliobatiformes; Dasyatidae. Gene Ontology annotation, biological process: regulation of cytokine production; regulation of immune system process; negative regulation of transcription by RNA polymerase II.
AUGAAGAGAGUUCACACUGGGGAGAAGCCGUUUACCUGCUUAGAAUGUGGGAAAAGAUGCUCUGAUACAUCCGCCCUACAGAAGCAUCAGCAAUUUCACACUGGGGAGAAACCGUUCACCUGCUCAGAAUGUGGGAAGAGAUUCACUCAGUCAACCAAUCUACAGAGACAUCAUCGAGUUCACACUGGGGAGAAGCCUUUCACAUGCUCAGUCUGUGGGAAGAGCUUCACUGAUCUAUCCACCCUACUGAGGCAUCAGCGAGUUCACACUGGAGAGAGGCCAUUCACCUGCUCAGUCUGUGGGAAGAGAUUCACUCAGUCAUCCCACCUACUGGCACACCAGCAAGUUCACAUUGGGGAGAAGCCGUUCAUCUGCACAGUCUGUGGGAAGAGAUUCACUGAUCCAUCCACCCUACUGAGUCAUCAGCGAGUUCACACUGGGGAGAAACCGUUCGCCUGCUCAGAAUGUGGGAAGAGAUUCACUCAGCCAUCCAAUCUACAGAGACAUCAUCGAGUUCACACUGGGGAGAAGCCUUUCACAUGCUCAGUCUGUGGGAAGAGCUUCACUGAUCUAUCCACCCUACUGAGGCAUCAGCGAGUUCACACUGGAGAGAGGCCAUUCACCUGCUCAGUCUGUGGGAAGAGAUUCACUCAGUCAUCCCACCUACUGGCACACAAGCAAGUUCACAUUGGGGAGAAGCCAUUCACCUGCUCAUUCUGUGGGAAGGGAUUCACUCAGUCAUCCAAUCUACAGAGACAUCAUCGAGUUCAUACUGGGGAGAAGCCGUUCAUCUGCACAGUUUGUGGGAAGAGAUUCACUGAUCCAUCCACCCUACGGAAUCAUCAGCGAGUUCACUCUGGGGAGAAGCUGUUCACCUGCUCAGUCUGUGGGAAAGGAUUCACUCAGUCAACCCACCUACAGAGACACCAGCGAGAUCACACUGGGGAGAAGCCGUUCUCCUGCUCAGAAUGUGGGAAGAGAUUCACUCAGUUAUCCAAUCUACAGAGACAUCAUCGAGUUCACACAGGGGAGAAGCCGUUCACGUGCUCAUAAUGUGGGAAGGGAUUCACUCAGUCAUCCCAACUACUGGAACACAAGUCAAUUCAUAGUGGGGAGUGGCCGUUGCUAUGAAUCCCUAGGUUUCGUUUGCUGUGGACUGUUUUAAGAGAGAGAAAUUAAGAAGGUGAAUCAUUCUGACCUGCAGCUUGUUUACAUCGCUCGCAGCUUGUUUCGUUUUAACCGAGGACACAGACACUCAGAGUCAGACGGAGACGGAUGAAAAAUGGAAGGAUUGAAACCAGGGAAAUAGUGGCCAAAGGUCACUGUUUAGAACAUUCCUAUGCCCACAAGGGUGGGUUAAUUAUCCAUUCACUGUACAUUGAAUGUGUGGUUGUCACCUCAUUUAACGCAUAGGAGUGGAUCUGAUUUGGGAUAUCCUGUGGAGACCACUUAUGUGUUAACCCUUGCCUGUGUGUGAUGUGGUCAUUCAGUUGAAGAUGAUACCCCUCAUGACAAGUCACAUUCGGUGAUAAUUUGUAUGUAGAUUUGUAAAGAUGAUGGAUAAAAUCUACAGCAACUGUUCUCUCAUUUUAACACUGUAGAACAGACAGACGUACUUUAUUGAUCCUGAGGAAAAUUGAGCUCCAUUACAGCCGCACCAACCAAGAAUAGUGUAGAAAUAUAGCAAUAUAAAACCAACAAUAACUAAAUACUAAUAAGUUAAUCUUUGCAAGUGGAAAUAAGUCCAGGACCAGCCUAUUGGCUCAGGGUGUCUGACACUCUGAGGGAAGAUUAGAAAAGUUUGACGGCCACAGGCAGGAAUGACUUCCUGUGACGCUCAGUGUUACAUCUCGGUGGAAUGAGUCUCCGGCUGAAUGUACUCCUGUGCAUAACCAGUACAUUAUGGAGCAGAUGGGAGUCAUUGUCCAAGAUAGCAUGCAACUUGGACAGCAUUCUCUUUUCAGACACCGCCAGAGAGCGCAGUUCCACCCCCAGAACGUCACUGGCAUUAUGAAUGAGUUUGUUGAUUCUGUUGGUGUCUGCUACCCUCAACCUUCUUUCCCAGCACACAACAGCAAACAUGAUAGCACUAGUCACCACAGCCUCGUAGAACAUCCUCACCAUCGUCUGGCAGAUGUCAAAGGACCUCAGUCUCCUCAGGAAAUAGAGAUGGCUCUGACCCUUCUUGUUAAUAGCCUGAGUGUUCUUUGAGCAGUCCAGUUUAUUGUCAAUUCGUAUCCGCAGAUAUUUUUAAUCCUCCACCAUGUCCACACUGAUGCCUUGGAUGGAAGCAGGGGUCACCGGUGCCUUAGCCCUCCUCAGGUCCACCAACAGCUCCUUAGUCUUUUUCACAUUAAGCUGCAGAUGAUUCUGCUUGUACCAUGUGACAAAGAUUUCCACCAUAGCUCUGCACGCAGCCUCAUCUCCCUUGCUGUUCGACAUAACUGCCUUCUCUCGACAUUUACCCUGAAUUACAAAUAUCUCUCUCAUCACUUAUUUUGUGGAUGAACUGAAAUUUCAUACUUUACCAUCUGAAGGCUCCAAGCCUUGU